AUGUCAUAUCCUUGUUGUUCUGCCAAGAUAGACGCCGCUGCCCAGGAACAGGAGCCCGACCUGUUCCCAGACCCUAUCCCAAUCCCUCCAGUAGUGUUCUUCACGGACGGGAGUGGGUAUGAAGGUAUGAUCGGGGCCUCCGCGGUAGCCCCACGAGAGGAAGCAUGGACGUUAGAGCGCCAGCACCUAGGCAGCUCUGACCAGUCAACAGUAUACAUUGCCGAACUAACAGGAAUUGAGAUGGCGAUCAGCCACUUUAGUAAGUCCAACCUAUCCCCACACGAACUGGUUAUCUUCGCAAAUUCGCAGGCUGCAAUCCAAGCUGUGCAAAACCCCAAACGUUCCUCCGGCCAACAUGUUCUCCACGCAAUUUAUGCCCACAUCCGUGCCCUCACGCCUAGCCACUCGGUAUCAAUCCGGUGGAUACCCGCACAUAUAGGCGUGUUCGGCAACGAGCUGGCGGAUUGUGCGGCGAAGGAGGCAGCGAAGGAAAGGGUUGCGGGGGAGGGGUCGGAGCCGGACCUAUGUUCUUCCGGGGCCGGGGCGAGCCCUAAGUUGAGACUAUCGACCAAUGCCAAACGGCAGGUACGAGCACGAAUUCGUGCAGAAUAG
Molecule: messenger RNA, 612 nt
Organism: Penicillium taxi
Lineage: Eukaryota; Fungi; Ascomycota; Eurotiomycetes; Eurotiales; Aspergillaceae
Product: ribonuclease H family protein
Exons: 1
Coding region: 1-612 (203 amino acids)
Biological process (GO): DNA replication, removal of RNA primer
Molecular function (GO): nucleic acid binding; RNA-DNA hybrid ribonuclease activity
Source: RefSeq, a predicted model, not a curated record